Messenger RNA from Suhomyces tanzawaensis NRRL Y-17324, 1620 nucleotides. RefSeq names its product mitogen-activated serine/threonine-protein kinase (gene MKC1). Gene Ontology annotation, cellular component: nucleus; cytoplasm. Gene Ontology annotation, molecular function: MAP kinase activity; ATP binding. The record is from RefSeq and is a predicted model, not a curated record. NCBI's taxonomy places the organism in Eukaryota, Fungi, Ascomycota, Pichiomycetes, Serinales, Debaryomycetaceae. The coding region runs from base 1 to 1620 and encodes 539 amino acids. The transcript has a single exon. Gene Ontology annotation, biological process: protein phosphorylation; intracellular signal transduction.
AUGGCGUCUUCCUCCGACGACACCAUCUACUACGGCCGUUCCGUCAACAAGGUGUUCAACCAGGACUUCAUCAUCGACAAGCGGUUCAAGAUCGUCAAGCAGUUGGGCCACGGCGCCUACGGCAUCGUGUGCUCCGCCAAGUACGACGACGGCUCGUCGUCUCCCACCCCCGACACCAACCAGUGCAAUUCGUCCACGCUGGACGGCUCAUACGUGGCCAUCAAGAAGAUCACCAACAUCUUCUCCAAGAAAAUCUUGUGCAAGCGCUCGCUCCGCGAGUUGAAGUUGUUGCAAUUCUUCCGCGGGCACAAGAACAUCACCUGCCUCUACGACUUGGACAUCAUCCCCAACCCGAUGACGGGCAAGUUCAACGAGAUCUACUUGUACGAAGAGUUGAUGGAGUGCGACAUGCACCAGAUCAUCCGUCUGGGCCAGUCGUUGACAGACUCGCACUACCAAUCGUUCAUCUACCAGGUGUUGUGUGGGUUGAAGUACAUCCACUCGGCAGACGUGUUGCACCGCGACUUGAAGCCAGGCAACUUGUUGGUCAACGCGGACUGUGAGCUCAAGAUCUGUGACUUUGGCUUGGCCAGGGGCUUCUCGGAGAACCCCGAGCAGAACGCAGGCUUUAUGACGGAAUACGUGGCCACCCGGUGGUACAGAGCCCCGGAGAUCAUGUUGAGCUUCACCAACUACACCAAGGCCAUCGACAUCUGGUCGGUGGGGUGCAUCUUGGCCGAGUUGUUGGGAGGAAAGCCGCUUUUCCGCGGAAAGGACUACGUGGACCAGUUGAACCAGAUCUUGUUGAUCUUGGGAACCCCCAAAAAUUCGACCUUGACCAAGAUCGGCUCCGUCAGAGCCCAGAACUACGUCAGGUCCCUCCCCUACAUGGUCAAGGUGUCCUACGAAGAGUUGCUCCCCGGUUCCAACCCGUUGGCAUUGGACUUGCUUGAGAAAAUGCUCACGUUGGACCCCUACGAGAGAAUCACGGUGGAGGAAGCCUUGAACCACCCCUACCUCUCGAUAUGGCACGAUCCCCAGGACGAGCCCGAGUGCCAGGUCAAGUUCGACUUCAAGGCCUUCGAAACCGUUGACGACAUGGACACCAUGAAACAAAUGAUAAUAGACGAGGUCAAGACCUUUAGAGAAUUCGUUAGAAAACCCAUCCACGAACAGCAACAGAUCCAGCUCCAGUUGCAAUUCCAGCAACGACAAAAGGAAGAGGAAGAACAGAAGAAGCAGCAGUACUUCGACCACCACCAAUCCGCACCCGAGGACCACCUCCACAACGACUUGACUUCGAUGUCAAUCAACUCGGUCCCCAACCAGUACGAGCUCAUGAACAAUUUCGGUAACUCCAACAACAUGUCGCUGGCCCUCAGUGCUGGCGUCAAUACCAAUCCCUCCGACUUGAACAGCAACCAGGACCUCCAGUACUACCAGUCGGUUCCAAAGCCCCAGGAAUUGGACGAGUUUGUCCAGGGCCACGUUAUGAACCAAUCGGUCCAUAACUCACAAUUCCAGCCACUGUCUGGGGUGAGUGAUGGCGAGCUUUUCAGAUUGGAAGAAGAACUAGGGUUUGGAUUGGACGGUAAUUCCAUGUUCAACAAUCAUUAUUAG